Molecule: messenger RNA, 680 nt
Organism: Gekko japonicus
Lineage: Eukaryota; Metazoa; Chordata; Lepidosauria; Squamata; Gekkonidae
Product: sorting nexin-1-like
Exons: 7
Biological process (GO): early endosome to Golgi transport
Cellular component (GO): endosome membrane; endosome
Molecular function (GO): phosphatidylinositol binding
Source: RefSeq, a predicted model, not a curated record
GCGCUGUGGGCUCCAGAAAAGCCAGCUUGGUGUCGCUUCCGGCGGGGGUCGUGUGGGAGCCGGAAGUGGUCGUCCUCGGCAACCGAGUGGCCGUGGCCAUGGCGUCGGGCGGCUCCCCGACAGACCGGCUCCCUCCGCCCUUCCCCGGCGCGGAGGUGGUUAGCGGCCCCUCGGCCGAGAGCGACUCGGAUGGGGAGGACAUUUUCACCGGCAGUGCUCUGUGGUUCCUCCAACCUUCUUGGCGUCGUGACCCGCAAGUCCAGAUGCACUUGCUGGAAGAAGAAGAGCAGGAAGACCAGUUUGAGCUCACAGUGGGAGUGAGCGAUCCAGAGAAAAUUGGGGACGGUAUGAAUGCCUACGUAGCCUACAAGGUAUCGACACAGACCACUUUGCCAAUGUUCAGGAGCAAGCAGUUCUCGGUGAAGAGGAGAUUCAGCGACUUCUUGGGCUUGUAUGAGAAGCUGUCGGAGAAACACGCACAGAACGGGUUCAUCGUCCCACCGCCUCCUGAGAAGAGCUUGAUAGGAAUGACCAAAGUAAAAGUUGGGAAAGAAGACUCCUCCUCCACAGAAUUCUUAGAAAAAAGACGAGCGGCUUUAGAAAGGUAUCUUCAGAGAACCGUCAAUCACCCGACUAUGCUGCAGGACCCAGACGUCCGCGAAUUCUUGGAAAAAGAUGAG